ACUUCCACUAAUGCACAAACGUUGAAGUGAUGGUGGUGUGUUGAUUAAAUGUUUAACUGACCGCAAUCACAACGUUUUAAAUCUUACAUAUAAUUCAUAUAUAGAACUAUUUGCAUAUGCAUUUACAGUGAUACAAUUUUUCUUUAUUUACUAAUCAUAAUCAAAUGUCGGUCGAUUUUUGUAUAAGUGUAACCUACAACUAUAUUUAUAAUCAAUAAUAGAUAUACUAAAAUUCGUACUUCAAAAAAUGGCAAACAAUAGAAAAUUAAUAAAACUGUUAUUGGUUGUCAAUAUCGUAUAUAUCUGUGUUGGUUUUACAUCCACGAGGUCUCCUGGAGUACAUCAAACUAAAAAACCGGUAAAUAAAGUAGAAGAAGUUCAAUCAGUUGAAGCUGCAGAAGUUCCGGAAGUACCAGAAGUUGGGGAAAAUAACGACGAAGUAAAUGACGCACCGGAUAGUGGAAGAUUAAACAUGAAAAGACGACCUAAUGGCUGUCCAUAUUGUGAUUCUAGUGUGUACAGCUACUGCUCUGAUAAAUUGCUACAUGACGCAUGCUGCUGUUUAGAUCCACAAGAUACAGAUUUACCAAAUGAAUGCCAAUUCGCAGAUUGUAGUUUUCUUCAUUCCAACACUUGCCGAGAACACCGCCUUAUUACUGCCUGUUGUUGUAAUCAGUUCCUUGCACAUAAAAAGUAAACUAAAUAUUAUUUCUACAAGCAUUGUUAAAUUUUGAAUUCUUUAAUAAAUAAUGAUUUUACAUAAAUAUUUUAAUUUUAGCUUAACUAAUAACGUAAAAAAGUUUUUUGUAGUAAAACAGAUAAAAAUAAGAAAAAAAAAAAAUGUUGAAAAC
Messenger RNA from Sipha flava (yellow sugarcane aphid), 851 nucleotides. RefSeq lists its product as uncharacterized. Lineage: Eukaryota; Metazoa; Arthropoda; Insecta; Hemiptera; Aphididae. The record is from RefSeq and is a predicted model, not a curated record.